UGCUCCACAUACAACAAAAUUGUAAAGAACUCAAAAUUAUUAUCGAUACAACAAAAUUGGAAAAUAGGUCAAUGUUUCGUUAACAAUUUUAGUUUCGGUUCACUAGAUAUUAGCUAGCUAGUCGACUAGCUAAAUAAUGGGUCGUGUGACUGCUGUAAAAUGGGAGAAAUCGACGCCAAUUAAACCAUCUAAUAAUAUUAUAUCCUCAGAUUUCGCUAAAUACUGUCCCCAACAAUGGAAAUUCAUGGAAGGCGAUGCCAACAUUUGUUUGUUGUUGUGUAAUGAAUAUCAAAGGAUGUGGCUGAGCGAGAGAGACGAUUGGAAAAAACGCAUGUAUAAAAAAAAUACAACGGCCAAGGAAGAUGCGGUGAAGCGUAACGUUUCUGGAUUAAAAAAUAAUGUAAAAUCUUCAAAGCCCGAAGUCAACAAGCCAUUGAAAUUAAAAAAAUUCGAGAAUGUAUCAAGUAAAGCGGUCACAAAAAGGGCCUCCAAAGAAUCACCACAAGCUUAAUGUUUUAUCAGUGAUUUUUUUUUGUGCUUCUGCCCAAAGAGAAUACCCAGUAGUAUAG
This is a messenger RNA of Plutella xylostella (diamondback moth), 569 nucleotides long. Lineage: Eukaryota; Metazoa; Arthropoda; Insecta; Lepidoptera; Plutellidae. The record is from RefSeq and is a predicted model, not a curated record.